AUGGUCUACAUAUAUCUUUUCUUCUCUUCUCUCUUUCUAUAUAAUAUUAAUCUCGUUUCAUCAACUGUCUAUUCUUGCAAUCGCAAUGCUGAGUGUGGAUGUUCAAAAGUGGAUGUUGCGAUAGACAAAAUUGUUGGUGGUGAAUCAGCAGUUGAUUUAAGUUGGGGAUGGGCUAUAUCACUACAGAGAAGUGGCAGCCAUUUUUGUGGUGGUUCAAUUAUUUCACCAUUACAUAUCAUUACUGCUGCUCAUUGUGUACCGAAUUCUGCUACAAUAAUUAGCGAUGCAAAAGUAGUUGCCAGUAUAGAUAUAUUGAGUCAAUCGACAUCAUCAACUGCUCAAGUUCGAUCUAUUACUAAUGUUUUUUCGCAUCCGAACUACAAUAGUUUUUCGAAUGCCAAUGAUAUUGCUAUUUUACGACUUGAUCAACCAUUGGAUAUUUCCUAUGAAAAAGGUACUGCUCGAUUAUGUAUACCUAGCUUUGUUUCAGCCGAUAACAAUACAUGUCAAGGUGAUUCAGGUGGUCCUUUAAUGCGUUUUGAGCCAAAUAAACGUCAGUGGGUAUUAGCUGGUCUCACGAGUUAUGGAAGAGGCUGUGGUGAACCUGACUAUGCUGGUGUUUAUACACGUGCUUCUGCCUAUCGUGACUGGCUUCGAUCAGUUGUCAAUGAUAAUUUUAUUGAAUUAGUAAUCGAUGAAACUAUUACUACUACCACUACUACUACUACUACUAAACCACAGAUCCAUUAUAAUUGUACCGACUUACCAAGCAAUGGUGCUAGUUCUGUGUUGAUAAAUUCACUUCAAAGCAUACUAUCACCUUAUUGGUCAUUCAUCUUAUCACUAUACACAUUUGUUCGAAGAUAA
This is a messenger RNA of Rotaria sp. Silwood2, 867 nucleotides long. The record is from the annotation of a GenBank genome assembly. NCBI's taxonomy places the organism in Eukaryota, Metazoa, Rotifera, Eurotatoria, Philodinida, Philodinidae.